AUGCCUGGGGCUGCGGGGCCAGCCUGGGGCUCCCCGGCUCCUUUCCUGCUGCUGCUGCGGUUUCUCCCCGCCCUGGAGGCAGCAGGCUGGAGAGGAGAAAACAACACUGUUGGCUCACAGCUGUACCAGGAAGAAAUAACGCUGCAGUGGAAAGCCACAGGAAGCGUGAAGCACCCAUUCAAAGCCGAAGUCAAGAUGACAGUCGAGGGGAGAGAGCUCAUCCUGGAUGUUGAGAAGAAUGAGCACCUCUUUGCCCCAGGCUACACUGAAACCCACUAUACCCAGACUGGAAGGCCCCACACCAUCACUUUCAACCACACAGACCAUUGCUUCUACCAUGGUGUUGUGCGAGGCCUGGAACAAUCCAGCAUCACACUCAGCACGUGCAAAGGGCUACGUGGUCUUAUAGUACUGAGCAGCAACCUCAGUUACAUCUUGGAGCCGGUCCCCGAUAGCCAGGAUCAACACUUGAUCUACAGAUCAGAACAUUUGAGGCUUCCCAAGGGGACCUGUGGAUAUCUGCACAAAGAGCCCACAACCACACACUUGCUCAACACAUUGACAGGCCGGGCCACAGCACACCAUCACAGGGUGAAGCGGGAGGAUUUGCAGUCUACGAAGUACGUGGAGCUGCUGCUGGUGGCUGAUUACGCAGAGUUUCAGAAGAAUAACUAUGACCUUCAAAUAACGAAGAAUAAACUAGUGGAGGUUGCUAAUUACGUAGAUAAGUUUUACAAGUCCCUGAACAUUCGGAUUGCCCUGGUGGGGCUGGAGGUCUGGACUGACCGAAAUAAGUGCGAUAUAUCCGAGAAUUCACAUUCCACCCUUUGGUCCUUCCUUGCUUGGAGGCGCAAGCUGCUAGCCCGCAAAAAGCACGACAAUGCCCAGUUAAUCACUGGGAUGUCGUUCCAGGGCACCACAAUCGGCUUAGCUCCGCUGAUGGCCAUGUGCUCCGAUUUCCAAUCUGGAGGGGUGAACAUGGAUCACUCCGACAACCCCAUCGGCGUCGCUGCCACCGUGGCCCAUGAGAUGGGCCACAACUUGGGCAUGAGCCACGACUCGGCUGGCUGCUGUGCCGCCCGGGCUGACGACGGAGGCUGCAUCAUGGCUGCCGCCACGGGGCACCCGUUCCCCAGGGUAUUCAACACGUGCAAUAGGAAGGAGCUGGACAGGUACCUGCAGUCCGGCGGAGGGAUAUGUCUCUCCAACAUGCCAGACCCCAAUACUUUAUACGGAGGGAAGAGGUGCGGAAACGGUUACCUGGAAGAUGGGGAGGAAUGUGACUGCGGAGAAGUGGAGGAGUGCAAUAAUCCCUGCUGCAACGCCAUCGAUUGCUCCCUGAAGCCUGGCGCCGAGUGUGCGCAUGGAACCUGCUGUCACCAGUGCAAGCUGAUGGCUCCAGGAACUCUCUGCAGGGAGACGUCGAGACCCUGUGACCUGCCAGAGCACUGCACUGGCAAGUCAGCAUUCUGCCCCGCCAACUUCUACCAAAUGGACGGCACGCCGUGUGCAGGAGGGAGGGCGUAUUGCUACGUUGGCAUGUGUCUCACGUACGAGCAGCAGUGCGUGGAGCUCUGGGGGCCCGGAGCAAGGCCCGCACCUGACCUGUGCUUUGAGAAGGUUAACGCUGCCGGCGACACCUAUGGGAACUGCGGGAAGGAUGUCUACGGCAGAUACAGGAAGUGUGAAACGAGAGAUGCGAAAUGCGGGAAGAUACAGUGCCAAAGCUCUGCUUCCAAGCCGCUGGAGUCCAGAGCUGUCUCGAUAGACACCACCAUCACGGUGGAGGGAAGGCCGAUCAAGUGUCGGGGGACCCAUGUGUAUGGUGCUGAAGAGAGUGAAGGGGAUAUGCUAGACCCUGGCCUGGUGAUGACGGGAACAAAGUGUGGGAACAAUCAUGUUUGCUUCGAGGGACACUGCAGGAACACAUCCAUCUUUGACUCUGAAGGCUGUCGGAAGAAGUGCCAUGGGCGGGGAGUGUGCAACAGCAACAAGAACUGCCACUGCAACAAUGGAUGGGCGCCCCCAUUUUGCAACAAACCUGGGAACGGAGGCAGCCUGGACAGUGGGCCCUUGCCCCAAGAAAGCCUGGUUCCAGUGAUAGCAGGAGUCCUGGUUUCCAUCUUGCUUUUGAUCGGAAUAGCAGUUGCGUUUUGCUGCUAUAAAUGGAGGGACAGACUCAGGCCUCUAAAAGAGACCAUCAUCCCUUCAAAGAGGAGCCAACAGUUUGGCAGUGCCUCUGCUCCAGAUCAGUAUGGUGUGAACGGCCAUGCAAAUCCAGCCUUCAAGCUGAAAACCCCACAGGAACACAGAAAGGCUACCUCCACCCCAGAAAUCCCAUCGAAACCUGCUGUGCUUCACCCCAAACCUGCCCCAGCUCUCAAAACUAAUAUACAGCAACCACCUGCUUUCCCAGCUGGCCACAGCAACGACACCAGGAAAUCCCCUGGUCCGGUAUAUCAGAUAGAUGGGAUUCCGAAGGACACUGCAAGACGAAUUCCUCCAACCAGGCCAGCACCCCCUGCUCCAAAACCCAUAGUCUCACAGGACCCUGCUAGACCCCGCCCCCCACAGAAAGCUUUGCCGACUAACCCCGUCCCUACUGGACCCAGGACUGUGCCAAAGAUGAACACCACAACGCUACCGCCACCUGCUGCUGGAAGGCGCCCAGGACGACACCCACCACCGGCGGAGAAUUCAACAGUGAAGCUAGCCGGAGGAGCGGACGCCUUGAAAAAAUGA
Emys orbicularis (European pond turtle) is the source of this 2742-nucleotide messenger RNA. It is a transcript of the gene ADAM19, whose product is annotated as ADAM metallopeptidase domain 19. Bases 1 to 2742 code for a protein of 913 amino acids. Gene Ontology annotation, molecular function: metalloendopeptidase activity. Gene Ontology annotation, biological process: membrane protein ectodomain proteolysis. The record is from RefSeq and is a predicted model, not a curated record. NCBI's taxonomy places the organism in Eukaryota, Metazoa, Chordata, Testudines, Emydidae. The transcript is spliced from 23 exons.